CAGUUCCCACCGUUCCAGAGCUGGCUCAAGAGCCUCGACGACCAGCUCUGCUCGAGCACCAUAUCUGUCAGCAAGGUCAGAAUACAGGGCAUCGAUCUGUUUGGAUCAGGCAAGAUCGGCUUCAUCAAGUUCGUAGCCGAUGCGCAGCACGCGACCGGCCAGCGUGUGCCUGGAAUAGUGUUUAUGCGCGGCGGCUCCGUCUCAAUGCUGAUCAUACUGCGGACUGAGAAGGGACCACGCGUGCCCAGUUUCCAGGACCACUCGUCGUAUGUGCUGUUGACGGAGCAGGCGCGCAUGCCGGUGGCCAAUUUCCAGAUGCGCGAACUGCCUGCCGGCAUGCUGGAUGGCGAGACCGGCGAGUUUGCAGGCACGGCUGCCAAGGAAAUCCGCGAAGAGACAGGGCUGGUCAUUCGGCCCGGGGAUCUGGUCGAUCUGACACAGGAAGUGGUCCAGGGUACCAGCGAUCUCGGCAUGUACCCAAGCGCGGGCGGCUGUGAUGAGUUUGUCAGGCUGUUUGCCGCCGAGAAAAUCGUCUCGCCGCAGGAGCUGGCGGAACUAAGGGGCAAACUCAGCGGCCUCAGGGACCAGGGCGAGCUGAUCACGCUGCGGCUGGUCAGGCUCAGUGAGCUGUGGCGCGAGACACGCGAUCUCAAGGCUACUGCGGCUCUGUACCUGUGGGAUCGGCUGCAG
Messenger RNA from Linderina pennispora, 690 nucleotides. RefSeq lists its product as uncharacterized. The transcript has a single exon. Gene Ontology annotation, molecular function: ADP-glucose pyrophosphatase activity; ADP-ribose pyrophosphatase activity. The record is from RefSeq and is a predicted model, not a curated record. Lineage: Eukaryota; Fungi; Kickxellomycota; Kickxellomycetes; Kickxellales; Kickxellaceae. The annotation marks the transcript as partial. Gene Ontology annotation, biological process: ribose phosphate metabolic process; nucleoside phosphate metabolic process.